AGCAGACCAACUCAAUCCAACGUCGCAUCGUCGAUCAAUUAACUUCACCACAGGGGGGCGUUGUGUCACCCGUGGACAAUCAUGGCAUCGUCUUCACAGGAACACAAACGACGUUUCUUCAUGGAGAAAAACUGGCAGACGUCAGACCGGUGGAGCGACGAGGAGACGAGAAACGAAGCUGCUCCCGUGGAGUACAUUUACCUUGAAAUUGCAGCUUUUCCUCCUGAAACUGCUUGCAGCCUCCCUCAGUCUGAGGCUAUGAGAGGGAGAGCAGAGGCCCAGGCUGCACCACCAUGCUACUUCUGAGACGAGGGAAUGAGAGUUUGGCCGACAAAACGCAAGGUAUUUCUCUCACACACCUCCGCCAUGCCUGUCAGCGGCUGCCCUUCCCCCCUUCGGAUCCAUGCAGGGGUCUGUACCUACACCCCCUCGCAAGGGAGGCGAGUCCGACACCUCCAUCCAGCCCUGCCCCCGUUGCUGCACUGCCACCCUGUCUCACUCGGUGUCCUUCUCCUGCUGCUCUGCCUUCUUCACCUGCCCCCCACCUGCCACUCCCGGAGAGAGAAGGGAGGCGGAGGAGGUGGCGGCCACUACAUUCCCAUCCCUCCGCCCCCUCCCCACCACAUGGCUCUGCCCAACAUCCUGCGUGGCCUAAGCAUCGCCGUUGUCCUGGUGGGCAACUCCAGUGAGAUGGCACUGGCGGGUGCUCGGGAGAAGGAAGACUUUCUACACAUGGCGCCCAACGUAGAGAUCCUGACCAUGAAUGAGACGGACCCUAAAAGCAUCAUAAAAAGCAUCUGCGACCUAAUGACGCAGCACUGGCUACAAGGCGUGGUGUUUGGAGAUGACACCGACCAGGAGGCCAUCGCGCAGAUCCUGGACUUCAUUUCGGCCCAGACCCACAUCCCCAUCCUCGGAGUCCGCGGGGGUUCGUCCAUGAUCAUGGCUGCUAAGGACGACGACUCCAUGUUCUUUCAGUUUGGCCCCUCCAUUGAGCAGCAAGCCUCAGUCAUGCUCAACAUAAUGGAGGAAUAUGACUGGUACAUCUUCUCCAUCGUCACCACAUAUUACCCGGGGUACCAGGACUUUGUCACCAAGAUCCGGAGCACCAUCGAGAACAGUUUUGUGGGCUGGGAACUGGAGGAGGUGUUGCUUCUUGACAUGUCUGUAGACGACGGCGAUUCAAAGAUUCAAAACCAGCUAAAGAAGCUCCAGAGUCCCGUUAUUCUUUUGUACUGCACAAAAGAAGAGGCCAACACCAUUUUUGAAGUGGCCCAUUCUGUCGGGAUUACUGGUUAUGGCUACACGUGGAUAGUGCCCUCACUCAUCGCUGGAGACACUGACGUAGUACCUGCAGAGUUCCCAACAGGGCUGCUGUCAGUUUCCUACGACGAGUGGGACUACGGCCUGGAGGCCCGCGUUCGCGAUGGAGUGGCCAUUAUAACCAUGGCAACAUCCACCAUGAUGAUGGACCGAGGACCUCACACCUUGCUCAAGUCCGAGUGCCACGGAGCUCCUGACAAGAAGACCCCUAUUUCGGGCAAUCCCAAUGAAGUCCUCAGGUACCUAAUGAAUGUAACGUUCGAGGGUCGUAAUCUUUCGUUCAGUGAGGACGGCUACCAGAUGCACCCCAAACUGGUCAUCAUUCUGCUCAACAAGGACAGACAGUGGGACAGGGUGGGCAAAUGGGAGAACGGUUCGCUUUCCAUGAAGUACCACGUGUGGCCUCGCUAUGAACUCUACGGUGGGGUUGCAGCCAGGGAGGAUGACCACCUGUCCAUUGUGACGCUGGAGGAGGCCCCUUUCGUCAUCGUGGAAGACGUGGACCCGCUUAGUGGCACUUGCAUGAGGAACACCGUGCCCUGCCGCAAGCAGAUCAAAACAUUGAAUCAGACAAAGGAGUCAGGGAUCUACAUCAAGCGUUGCUGUAAGGGCUUCUGCAUUGACAUCCUGAAGAAGAUCGCCAAGUCAGUCAAGUUCACAUAUGACUUGUACCUCGUUACGAAUGGCAAACAUGGCAAGAAGAUCAAUGGAACCUGGAACGGCAUGGUGGGAGAGGUGGUGUUAAAAAAUGCCCACAUGGCCGUUGGUUCUUUGACCAUCAACGAGGAAAGGUCAGAGGUCAUCGACUUCUCCGUCCCCUUCAUCGAGACCGGCAUCAGCGUCAUGGUCUCACGUAGCAACGGCACCGUUUCACCCUCUGCCUUCUUAGAGCCCUUCAGUGCGGAUGUGUGGGUGAUGAUGUUCGUGAUGCUGUUGCUGGUGUCAGCAUUUGCCGUGUUCAUAUUUGAGUACUUCAGCCCUGUGGGCUACAACCGUUGUCUGGCUGACGGCAGAGAGCCACAUGGUCCGUCCUUCACCAUUGGCAAAGCCAUCUGGUUGUUGUGGGGUCUGGUGUUCAACAACUCUGUGCCGGUGCAGAACCCCAAAGGUACCACCAGUAAGAUCAUGGUGUCAGUGUGGGCCUUCUUUGCCGUCAUCUUUUUGGCCUCCUACACUGCAAACUUGGCUGCCUUCAUGAUCCAGGAGGAAUACGUGGACCAGGUAACGGGACUGUCGGAUAAAAAGUUCCAAAGUCCCAACGACUUCUCGCCUCCUUUUCGGUUUGGCACGGUCCCAAACGGGAGCACAGAGAGAAACAUAAGGAACAACUAUGCAGAGAUGCACUCCUACAUGACCAAGUUUCAUCAGAGAAAUGUCAACGAGGCUCUUCAGAGCCUCAAAGCUGGUAAACUAGACGCUUUCAUUUAUGACGCGGCCGUGCUGAACUACAUGGCUGGCAGGGACGAGGGCUGCAAGCUGGUGACCAUCGGCAGUGGCUACAUCUUCGCCACCACCGGCUACGGCAUCGCCAUCCAGAAGGAGUCUCUCUGGAAGAGGCACGUGGACCUGGCCAUCCUGCAGCUCUUCGGAGACGGUGAGAUGGAGGAGCUGGAGUCGCUGUGGCUGACGGGAAUCUGCCACCACGAGAAGAACGAGGUGAUGUCCAGUCAGCUAGACGUGGACAACAUGGCGGGGGUCUUCUACAUGCUGGGGGCCGCCAUGGCGCUGUCGCUCAUCACGUUCAUCUGCGAACACUGGUUCUACUGGCAGCUGCGUUUCUGCUUCAUGGGUGUCUGCUCGGGUCGCCCUGGCUUUGUCUUUUCUAUCAGCAGGGGCAUCUACAGCUGUAUUCACGGUGUUCAGAUUGAAGAGAAAAGCAGCUCAGCAUUGAACUCCCCAUCAGCUACCAUGAACAACACUCAUUCCAACAUCUUGCGCCUCUUACGUACCGCCAAGAACAUGGCCUCCGGGGUGAACGGCUCGCCACAUAGCGCUCUGGACUUCAUUCGACGCGAAUCUUCCGUUUAUGACAUCUCGGAACACAGACGCAGCCUGGCAGGCCACUCGGACUGCAAGCCACCUUACUUACCAGAAGAUAACAUGUUCAGUGACUACAUCAGCGAGGUGGAGAGGACUUUUGGCAGUGUUCACAUGAAGGACAGUAAUCUGUACCAGGACCACUACCUGCACCAUCACGGUUCCACACUUGGGCUCAGUGGACCGCCUCCCAACAGGCCCCAUAGUUUGGGCAGUGCCAGUUCCCUGGAGGGUGGCAUGUUUGACUGUGACAGCCUCGGAGGCGGGGUGCCACCCAUUUUCACCACUCAGCCAUGCUCAGCACUGACCCACAGAAACAUGAGCAAGUUUGACCUUCUGUCUGGACAGACUCCACCCACUGGCCAAGGCUUCAAGAGUGGCCUGCCUGACUUGUAUGGGAAGUUUUCUUUCAAGGGAGGUGCUUCAAGUUCCACCUACAUCCCCGGGCCUAGUUAUUGUGGAGGGAGAGGGGAUGACGAUGGGAAUAUACGAUCUGAUGUGUCUGAUAUUUCCACACACACAGUAACCUAUGGGAACCUGGAAGGUAAUGCAAAGAAGCGCAAACAAUACCGUGAUAGCCUGAAAAAGAGACCAGCCUCUGCCAAAUCCAGACGGGAGCUGGAUGAGAUUGAGUUGGGCUACAGGAGAAAACCUUAUCACAUCAGCCACCACCACUACCACAACCAUCGCUCUGCCUCACCACCACUUUUGCCAUCUGAACGUAAACGAGGCGGAGGAGUAAAUAAUGACACAAACUAUCUCUUCAGAGAAAAGGAGAGUGUUAGGGACUUUUAUUUAGACCAGUUCCGCCCAAAAGAGGGUGUCCCUCAGUGGGAACAUGUAGAUCUGACUGAGGGCCCUGGGAACAGAGAUAGUGGAGUACCAACUUGCACAUCUCUGGUUCCGGUGGAGGACUUUCUCAAGAGCAAGCCCAAAAAGUCUGACUCAAAAAGUGUCGGAGGUUCCGGCUUAGCGGGAGGUGAUUGGGAGUGCAGGAACUGUCGGUCUGGAGGAGGAGUAAAGCAGAUGUCCAUGCACGGAGCAGGGAUUGGUGGUGGGUAUGGUGGUGGUAUAAGCUGUGGGUCCUCGGGGGGUGGAGGAAGCAGUCGCCCAAGCUCUGCAACCUGUAUGCGCUGUGAGGGCUGUAAAAAGACAGGAAACCUCUAUGACAUCAGUGAGGACAACAACCACCUCUUGGAACAGAUUGGUGGAGGGAAAGGUGUGGGGGGAGGAGGCAUGGGUGCAAUCCUCCAGCCACAAUCUCAGGCCCAGCAGAGGAGAAAGGGUGGAGGAUUUGGAAAGCCACUCAGGCGGCAGCAUUCGUAUGAUGCGUUUGUUGACCUUCAGAAAGACGACUCGAGCGGCAUCGGGAGUGUGAUGGGAGGAAUGGGUGGAGUUGGCGGAAUGAGCGGUCCAGGUAUGGGAGGAAUGCUGCCACCUCCCAGAAGUGUUAGUUUGAAGGAGAAGGAGCGCUACAUGGAGGGCACCAGCCCCUUUGCACACAUAUUUGAGCGUCACGGAGGCUCUGAGAGAGAGAGGGAAAGAGACAGGGACCCUUCGUUUUAUGGAGGUGAGGGCCGGUUCGGGGGCCUGUUCAGAGGAGGCGAGGGUCUCCAUCGUCGCUCAGUAGGGGAGAGAGACAUGAGAGACAGGGAGAGGUCCUUGAUGGAAGGUGGAGGUGGGGCAUCAUUCUCUUUAUCCAAAUCUCUUUAUCCUGACCGUGUCAACCAGAACCCCUUUAUACCCACGUUUGAUGACGACCAGUGUCUCAUGCACGGAGCCAAACAAUAUUACAUGAAAAAGCAACAGCAGCAGCAACAGGUUGCCAAAAACAGCCGAAGUGACUUCAGGAGCCAGAUGAGCACGACUUCUUAUCUGCCAGUAUCUGCCACGGCUGGAGUCAUGUCAAACGUGUCCCCCCGUUUCCCGAAAGAGCUCAGCCUAGGUGGGCUGAACCACCAUGGCUCCAUGCUCGGGGUCGGCCCGCCGCGACCCUUCGAUGGAAGCAACGGCCACGUCUACGAGAAACUGUCCAGUAUUGAGUCGGACGUGUGAGAGCUCAAGACUGGUUUUGGGGAUUAGCAAUGGAAUAGAGGUGUGUAGUGUUAGGAGAUCAGGGAUAUUUUUAAAGACACUGUCCACACACCGCAUCUCUAUCCCAUACAGAGACAGGAAUUGAUGGUGGGCUAGGUGAGAGCCACGUGUGGUGUCAGAAGUAGGAUGCAAACUUGAGUAACAGAAAAAUCUAUAUUUUGCAAACAAAUCUUGGUAAAAAGAAUAUCAGGACACCUUCACGAGAUGGGGGAUUGUGACCCCUCUCACAAAUUGCCAAAGCUACUCUACUUUUAUGACAGUCACUUAACACGGCCCCGUCAACCUGGAAAAUACACUCGAGUCAAACCUCGCUUUCCAUCCACCAGUGAACCCGCAGUCAACGCACUCGGCCAUUAUCGCUCAUCUUGAUUCGACGUCGGACGUGUGAUCCUGGUGAUGAUUUGACGGCCGCCCGAGCGCUCCCGCUGAGCGCUUAUGAAGGGAGACUGCCAAGAUUGGAGGGUGGAGCGAGCGGCCCAUCUGGGCCCGUGUCAUCUCAGAAAGAAGACAUUGUCGCGUUUGCCCGAGUGGCAACACAGAUGACUUCUCCUUCCCACCCUCUCCGGAGGGAUCUGCUCAUCCUCUCCAUCCCGAACUUGUCCCACUUUUGUUCCCUUCGCCGCGUUCUCCCUGACACCAAAAGAUUUGUUUGCUGUGAGAAAUACAACCAAGAAUGACAUAUCUUCUAGAAUGAGGAGGGGCAGGGGAACAGGGUCCAAGAUCAACAAUAAUAAUAUUGUGAAUAACGAAACUGAUUGCGAUAACAUUGCUGAUAAUAUCUUUUUUUUGGGGGGACGAGGGGGUUAUUACUUUAAGUUCACAUUGUAUGAUAUUCCAUUCCUGUUUUAGUACUGGCUGGUUGUUUAACCUACAAACCAGAAAGACUGAACUCUUUAGUUGUACGUAGGAUGUUCGACUUAUUAUGAGUCCGUUACACGCAUAUGUUUUCUCCUUCCGGAAAAAGGAUCUGAAAGACUCAUACUUUGUUCACGUUUCAAUGAUCACUCAAGUCAAGUGCAUAUCGACUUGUAGUGCAUGUUUGGGCAGAGCCUGAGAGCUGCAGAUGCUGAGAGAAAAGGACGUGCCUUAAUGGUCUCCAAUGGAAGUGUCCUCCUGUUCACGUGGUCAUACAGCGACGCCGAUACUUGGUGUUCUCUUCACGUUCGUGAGCCAAAACUGCAGUAAAGAAAUUUACAAGCAGCCAGAGAUGCUGCCUGGCAGUGGUUUAGAUACAAGAUGCUGCAGAGUUUUAUAACUUCGUAAAAAUGAUUUUAUGAACCUGUACGCCAGUUCUAUUCAGGAUGUCCCACAUUGUCUUGGAGUGGCCCUCUUCACAGCACGGCGGCCUUCUACUUAGCUUCUUUUUGAUUCAGGUUCCAUGAUUAUAGUCACCACCUGUUCGGCCUCUCACUAGUGUCAUCGUAUGACAUCGAUCUUGUCUGGGAGGCAAGUUGAACUUUGUGCGACAUGCACAAAAAGGGCAGAAUGUUGCCCUUUGGCAAUGACGGUCAGGACUAUGUUUGAGAAAGGCUGCUGAGGUAUCAGCUUUGACUGAUGUGAUUUUUUUUUUUUUUUUUUUGUAAGCUGGCAAAGCCUCAUAAUUGCACAGGACCUUGACCUAGCGUAGGUUCGGGCACUCAGUAGACAUGCCUUAUCGUCCCAUCACAAAUACAUCCCACCCCCGCCCACCCACCUUUCACAGGAGCUGUCUGCUAAUGACUCAUCAUCUAACUGUACAGAAUUAAAAAAAAAAAGCCUCUAUUAGCUCUUUAAAGGUUUGAUCUUCAAUUAGCUGGCGGUGUCAGAAGUUCAAGGGCUGCAAGAGAUUGCGCAAGAGUGCUCAGCCAAGAUUGGAGAUGCUGGAGUGUGCGGCGUGCCGACAUUCAUCUUAUAACCUCAUCUAAAUGCACCGCUGUUAUAGGUGUGUGCGUUUUGCGUGAGCGAUGAUCCAAGUCACAAUUUAAUGAUAACAGCAGUUUGUUUGUUUUGUUUUUUUUCCACAGACUUGCUGAUUCAUAAAUUCACAGAUAACAAUGUAAUCAUGAGAUUGAUAGAGUUAGCCUUAAAUCAAAACACCUCCCGUACAAUAAUAACUCCGGAUAAAUAGACUGGGAUCUCUGGAAUUUUUAUAUGUGCACAUUUUCAGACCGACCGUUAAUCGAGACGCAAGACGGAACGUUGGAAACGGCACGGAAAUGAGAAACGCGAGUGACGGCAUUAAGUCAGCAUUAGUAUGUUGAGCUUUUACUUGUAAAUAGUAUAUUCAAAACCUCUUUUCACUUUGUACAGUCAACAGACAGACAGGAUGUAACUUUUGACGUUUUACAGCAAUUUAAGAAAUAAACUAAGAAAAAAAAAUACAUGGACAAAAAUGUGCAGCACAUAAGAUGACACCAAUAUUACUCAUCUUAAGUGAUGUAAUUCAACCUCUUUUUUUUUUUACUUGUUACGAUAGUUUACCAAUCAGUAUACGGAUUAUGUUAAGACUUAUACUUUUUCUUAUUUUCACUAAAGUGUUUGAUAAAUUAAUAAUUUACCGUAGGUGUAGAUGUUUGGUGAUAUAAAAGGGAGACAAUUUAGUUUUAGGUCUUUAAGUUUCCCUUGAAUUGUGUUAGAGUCUCUCUUUUUAAGGUGAGGUAGACUUUUCAUGCUUUUUCAAGCUCCAUUCAAGUAUCAACACAUUUAUGUAAUACAAUAUUAUGUGUAUGAUAUUUGCCGAUAGAAGCAGAAUAUUGUGCGCUUUCAUUUUAGGCAGCAAUCCUUGUUCAAAUCUUACAACAUCAAUGUUUUUUUUUUUAAACAUGGGCUUAAAAGGUGAUUGCACACAGAAUUUAGAGCCAUCGUGGGCCCGGCCUAUCCUGUUCCCUUUUUAUCAUUGGGAUAGACAUCACUGUGGUAAAAGAAAGAUGUAUGUACAUAUACGUAUUUGUGUAUGUGUGUCGAACACACAAGUGCACACUGGACACUUUCCAGUGGUGAUGCUGUUAAUAUUGCUGAGGAUAUCAGCACAAUAAUGUUGGAAAAUCUCUUUGGAACGGAAAUGCUUUGGUGCAACCCCUUUUCGAAAAGUGAAGCAUUUACUCAUUUUUUAACAUUUGCUUGAGGGAUGUCGCCUGUUGAUUUAUUUUAGCUCAGGUUAGUAAACGAACACUUUUAACUCACGUGGGUCGGAUUCUUGUUUUAUUCCUGUAUGAGAAGAUAACUACACUUUGUUUUAUUUAUUUGUGUAGGAAGCGAUAUCUAUACUUUGUAAUUUACUUUCUUCAUACAUAUUUUCGGCAUUGAUUAGUCCCUCCUUAAACCUAAGAUUGGAUCUGGUCUAUUUUUUGCUCCCUCUUAAGAUGCUUUCUACUCCCAAGGCUUGACUAAUAAAUAGAAAAGACAUACAUGGGCUUUGCAUAUUGGUGUGCAAAAGUCGUAGACCACCAAUAGAUUUGUUUUCAUAGAUCUAUAAUGACCAUAUACAGUAUAACUAAAAUGUCAAACAGCAUAGAGCAGGGGUCUCAAACUCAAUUUACAUGGGAGCCACUGGAGACGGAGUCUGGCUGAGGGUGGGCCGAAGCCGCAGCCUCAGUAUACAUGCGCACUUGCGGAAUUAAAAUUAGAAAUAUGAAAAAAUAAACCAAUCUUCUCAAACAUCUUUUUCAUUUUUUUUUAAACACUAGAUAAAUAAGGACGCUGGUGUAAACAAGUUGUGUGCAAAAUUUCUUGCUGUAACUUACUGAAAAAUGUUUCUCUGCUUGUAUCAAGCCCGGUCGAUGUCACACCCACUAGAGUCAUAUCCUCCACCAUGAUAAGUGGCUCCGUCAGGUCCGCACACAACACACUAAAAGUCCCAUUCUUACCAAAAAAAAAAAAAAAACCUCAAGGGCUGCACUAACAUUAAACUUUCAUAUUAAGGCGGGGGCCACAAAAUAUCUCGCUGGCCGCAAAUGGCCCACGGGUUGCCAGUUUGAGACCUGAGACCACUGGCAUAGAGCAUACACCACUACCAAGUCAGAACUACUAACCUAUUAAGAGUGCAAUCUGUGUAUUAGUGAGCAGGCUACUUCCUGGUACACAGCCCACAAUCAGAUGGGCAGGACAAUUCUAUUCUUCUUCUUCUUCUUCUUUUCCUUUGGGCUUGUCCCAUUGGGGCUCGCCACAGUUUGUCAUCUUAGAUGAACCCAUGAGAUUUAAUUCCUCUUUACAGAUUCUUUCCAAACUUUAACUUUCUUGUCCUUUAUGCCAUCCUUCUGUAAAAAUGCUUGAAAUUAGUUUCGUAUUUUGCGCAUAAUCAUGAAUGUUAACGGUAUUCAUCCUAUUAUUUCAUUUAAUUUUACAGUGGCACCUCCAAAAAUUCCCUAAGGCUGCUCAACCUUUUUUUUGUUGUUGUUUUUGCUGCAAUAAUCUUUUCCUUAGAGGACAGUUAUUAUUGAAAACAUAUUUAAACAACUGCCGUCUUCGAGAUUGUACAGGCAGUGUUUUGUGUCAUUUUAAUCAACUUUAAAUGUAAGUUCACUCUCAGUACAGUACUGUCAAUAAUUACACACUGAAAGAAUAACGUUUGAUGCGAGGAUCAAGUCACCCCACAAAUACACAAGUCACUUUGCAGUUGACAUAUAAUUCAUCCUAUUCUUUCUCUUGGAUUGUUCUUUUAUGAUUAAGUUGAGCCUCCACAAAGACAUAAUUGAACACGCUUCAUUAAUUUGUACUUGAGACCCAACCGGCUUGACGCAGCGGAGGGAUGAGAUUCACUUAUCCAAGUUUUUGUGGUGGUGGGCUACGAUUUUUCCGCAGCACAGUGCGUUUGUCCUCCUUAUUUGCAAAAUGAUCAAACGUAAAAGUCCUCUUUAGUGCCGACAGUUCAGACCCGAGCGUUUCUGCUCUGCUCCCAGCAAAGUGCCAGUUGGAUAGUGAGCGAGCUGCCUCAUCACAAGCUUCUGGUUCCCUUCAGCCCAAAUCAGUCUCGGCCUGGCUUCUCUGCGCACACACGCAUGCCACAAAACUGUUUUGUUUUUUUUUGUUUGUUUGUUUUUUUUUUUUUUAUGGUUUAUGUUGAGAAAAGCACUGUGUCAAAAAUUUCUUUAGAAUCUAAGGUUGAGCUGGGUUUGAGUUACCAGAACGUCCUGGAGCCGGAGGAUGUAAAAUAUCACCUCGCAGGCAUCUGUGAAAAUAUGUUUUUGCGACGGAUUUUUCUUUAUGAGCUUUGUUAUCAGUAUUUGUAAAAUGAUCUUGGUUUUUAGCGCUUAAUUUGAUGACAAACAGCCAGGAAGACUUAUACUGUGACACUACAUAUGACUCAUUUGCUGGAAAAUCUUACAUAAUAAUAAUAAUGUUAGGAUCCAAAUUCUUGACGGGAUAUCUUUGCUAAUAUUUGAAGUUUUGUUUGUGUGAGUAUAUAGUGCUACUGAUUUAUACUAAUACAUAUGCAUAUCAUUUGUAUUAAAAAAAACAACGAUUCUCUUUGUUAAUAACUAUUCUUGUCCAUCCUCUUAAUUCGUAAUAUUGAUGAGGUGACAGAAGGGGUUGCUACUAAAUGUAUUUCACUUGGGAAGUGAGUUUACAAAAGCACUCAUUUCCGCUUUAAAAUACACAACCUUUUUCAAUUUACUGAGGCGGAACAAAAUGUAAAAUAUAAGUACUAUCAGUUAUAUACAUAAUUCUAAAAAUACAUUUUGCUCUUGGGCACUGUUUUCUCUUUUUAUGGCCCUUUUCUUUGAAAUAACACCAACUCCUUUACAUCAUGAGAACAAAAAUUACACACACACGAAAAAAAUACUUGUACAGGUUGUGUAAAUAUUAUUAGGGAAGACAAUUUUUUUCCCAUGGAAUCUAAGUAAUCUCAGUAACAAAAAUUAACCACGUCAUGGCAAAAACUGCAA
Molecule: messenger RNA, 11318 nt
Organism: Syngnathoides biaculeatus (alligator pipefish)
Lineage: Eukaryota; Metazoa; Chordata; Actinopteri; Syngnathiformes; Syngnathidae
Product: glutamate receptor ionotropic, NMDA 2B-like
Exons: 17
Coding region: 316-5415 (1699 amino acids)
Biological process (GO): excitatory postsynaptic potential; long-term synaptic potentiation; monoatomic ion transport
Cellular component (GO): NMDA selective glutamate receptor complex; postsynaptic membrane; postsynaptic density membrane
Molecular function (GO): transmitter-gated monoatomic ion channel activity involved in regulation of postsynaptic membrane potential; NMDA glutamate receptor activity
Source: RefSeq, a predicted model, not a curated record